AUGGUGGAAAGGAGGAGUUGUAAAAUUGUAGACUCGAAGAAUUUGCAUUCUGGAUAUUAUGAACAACACAAUGUUAAGAAAAAUAGAAAUUUCGUUACUGUAAGUUGUGGGAAAAAGAGUUCACAUCAAAAUUAUCACAAGUUGGAAGAAGACAAUGCAUUUUUCAAAAUAACCAAAUUUUUUAUUUAUUGUCAUACUUUCAACAAACGCAACAAGGAAGAUGAACUAAUGAAGCUAAUGUAUUUUUCACCUAACAGUAGAUCAUUAGCAGGACCAGAUUCUCUUUGUGAAGGAAGUACAGAUUCUCUUUGUGAAGGAAGUACAGACUCUCUUUGUGAAGGAAGUACAGACUCUAUUUGUGAUGGAAGUGCAGAUUCGAUUUGCGAUGGAAAUGCAGGCUCUAUUUGUGAUGGAAGUGCAGACUCGCUUUGUGAUGGAAGUGCAGACUCGAUUUGUGAAGGAAGUGCCGAUUCGCCCUGGUAUGGAAGCACGGAUUCGUUGUUUGAUGGAAGUGCAGACUCGAUUUGUGAAGGAAGUGCCGAUUCGCCCUGGUAUGGAAGCACGGAUUCGUUGUUUGAUGGAAGUGCAGACUCGAUUUGUGAAGGAAGUACAGACUCGAUUUGUGAAGGAAGUGCAGACUCGAUUUGUGAAGGAAGUACAGACUCGAUUUGUGAAGGAAGUACAGACUCUAUUUGUGAUGGAAGUACAAACUCUCUUUGUGAUGGAAGUGCAGACUCUAUUUGUGAUGGAAGUGCAGACUCGAUUUGUGAUGGAAGUGCAGACUCGAUUUGUGAAGGAAGUGCCGAUUCGCCCUGGUAUGGAAGCACGGAUUCAUUGUUUGAUGGAAGUGGAAAGUGGAUGAAGCAAGAAGUAAAGAGAACAAACCCCAAUUUGGAACUAUAUUACAAAAUAGCUAAUUCCAAUAUAUUUAGGAAAUUAUUCAAUUGUGGAGUUCGAAAGAUAAAAAAAAAUAAAAGUUGUAGGAAGAUUAUACGUGUAGCUAAGAAAAUCUGGAAUGAUGAAAGGAUGAAACGAAUAAAAUUUAUUUUGCCAUUUUUGCCUAUCAUUAGUAUGAUAAUAGCAGCUCUUGCUGCAUUGUUAUUAGGGUAUAAUGUGAUUGCUAUUUUGAUAGCUAUUUUUGCCCCAUAUGCAUAUCCAUUUAUUUUUAUAUCAUUAAGAUUGGAUAAAAUAAAAAAUAAAUCAAUCAAAUAA
This is a messenger RNA of Plasmodium gonderi, 1212 nucleotides long. Its product is annotated as Plasmodium exported protein, unknown function. NCBI's taxonomy places the organism in Eukaryota, Apicomplexa, Aconoidasida, Haemosporida, Plasmodiidae. The record is from RefSeq and is a predicted model, not a curated record. Bases 1 to 1212 code for a protein of 403 amino acids. The transcript is spliced from 2 exons. Gene Ontology annotation, biological process: neuron projection development. Gene Ontology annotation, cellular component: plasma membrane.